This is a messenger RNA of Fulvia fulva, 1971 nucleotides long. RefSeq lists its product as uncharacterized. The transcript has a single exon. Bases 1 to 1971 code for a protein of 656 amino acids. The record is from RefSeq and is a predicted model, not a curated record. Lineage: Eukaryota; Fungi; Ascomycota; Dothideomycetes; Mycosphaerellales; Mycosphaerellaceae.
AUGAGAGGCGACAACUAUUCUGUUGCUUCUGCAGCCCAAUAUGGUGGGUUCGGCAGACGCGGCAGCGACGAUAUAUCGGAAGAGGUACAGGUGAUGGAUUAUGGCGCGAACAAUCAUGAAACGAAACGACAAUCUAACGACCAAAAAAGAGUGCGCAUCGCAACGAACGGCAACCACGGCCAGGAAGCUGGAGAGCAUCACCCAAGUACGGAGGUCUUUACACACUCUCGAAAUGCAUCAUGGAACAGUAGCAGUCCAGUCAGCGCCAUCCCAGACUCUCUCACCUGGGCUGGCAAGCCGAGAGAGCUUGUACAGCAGCCGCCAGAUACACUCGUUGAACUGCUCAAGCCAGUGGCAUAUACGCCUCCCAAGACUCGGAGUGACAGCGCACUUAGCAAUGGCUCCAACGACUCUGCGAUCAGCGUCAAAGAAAGGGUGGCAGACUUCGAAGCGCAGGUCGUGCCACCCACCCCUAAAGCGUCCGAAAAUCCACUCUCGAGACCGCUCGGCGAAUUGACUAUCGACACAGAAGCCAGACAUGCUCGAAAUGAGAGCAGCUCCUCAACUUCCUCGACUCGUCGCAGACGACAGUCCAAGGGACUCGAAAUCUUCUUCACGCCGAUCGACGUAAGGAAGUCCAAAAUUUUCUUGUCAAGCCCGCAGGGCAGCCCGACAUUUGCAGGAAAGCAUGAGACUCCGGAACGUGGCGAGGAAGACCUGCCGACUCCCAAGGCACCUUCGCGGCCUGUGAGCCAGGUGUAUGUUGGCAACCGUCGACCGUCACCGAAGAAGACGAGCUUCAAGAUCAAGCCAGCUCAGCUGGACCAGCUCGUUAAUGCUCUAGCGAAGUCGCCAUUGAUACAGAAGGAUGUGCGAAAGCACUGGUGGGAUGUGGAUGAUAUUCCAGAUGACGAGACGAUUGGCUCUUUCUCUUCAGUAUCGCUCCCGACCUUGACGUCCGCUUCGACAUUAUACUCCCAGCCUAACCAGCCCUUCCUCGGCGACCACAGGAGCUCUACCGAUAGAAGAGCUAUCCUCGAGGCAGAGUUCGCCCGCGACUUCCCCAAUCAUCCCAACGCGAAGAAGCCCAUCCAGCCAACAAAUAUCUCUUUCGGUGGCGUCGCCCUUACAGACCCAACAGUCCACGGCUCGCCAGUCCGCUACGUGUCCAGAGACUACCGCAGCGGCGCCAACCUCGUCCAAGUAGGCUCAUGCAGCUUCCUCACCGUUCCCUACGGCACAGAAGUAGAAUGCAUGCUCCGCGUCGAAUCACCCAAUACCUUCAGCCCCAACAGCCAAGUAAUGCUCCAAUGCGCCAACCAAGUCGUCAUGCGCAAGACCGGAGCGCGAAAAUUCCUCCUCUCAGCCGAAAUCGACGUAACCACCUCCUUCGCAUGCGCAGCCCUCGCCGAACUCGCAGCGGCCAUCGACAAAGACGCCUCAGAAAUCGAAGUAGUCCCCACUUCCCCAGCACCCCUCGAGUCCCCCGACAUCGACUGGGUGGCCAUAGCAGACGAGCUCCAAGCCACAUCCCUAAUCUCCGACACAAUCGACACCAUAACCCCCCACUUCGGCACCCUCACCCGCGAAACCGCUACAGACGCAACCCUCACUCUCUUAGCCGAGCUCGAAGUAAUCAAAGACAAGCACUCCGACUUCAUCAUCCUCGAACCCACCUCGUUCCACGACAAUGGGAUGCCGGCUAGUAUCCGGCUCCCAUGGGUUUCGCAGCGGUUGUAUCAUGAUUGGUAUGAGACCGAGAAGGGGCAUGGGAAUUCUGCUACGGCGGAGGCGUUUAAGCAAGCUCUUAUCAGCAAGGUUGCGAAGAAUACGCUUGCGGGGGUGACUUUUGGGUGUGGGUUGAAGUGGGAUUGUGAGACGUUGAUUAUGAGGUGUGUUCCGCUGAGGGCGAGGAGGGGCGAGGAGAUUGAUGCUUGGGCUUGUUUUGUUGAGGGUAUGGUGGAGGAGUGA